AUGUGUGUUAUGAGCCCAACUCUAAUGUGUUAUUCGCAAUUGUUCAUCUCUGUUUCUCUAUCAAUAAUAACUUACGGAUGUUUUAGAAGGAAAGUUUUGGAAUCUGAGAAAGUAGAAAUGACAAAGAAGGAAAGAUUAGGAAGUAACAGCAACUCUGAGACACAAUUGGCCGAAGUAACAGCCAAAUCAGAUCGAACGGAAUGGGAAGCUCCACAAAGUGGACAAAAAACGUCAACAAAACUUGAAGUCGCCAAAGAGCCGUCACAAUUCCCCAAAUCAUUAUCGGCUGAAUCGUUUGAAGUACGUUUCAAGGAAAGCGAUAGUCCUGAUGGCAGAAAAACAGAUGGUGACCAGAAAAAGGAUACUAUCACCAGAGCGCCAGCUGACAAUGUACCUCAAAAGCCGGAGGGAGUUACCGGAGCUCCUACAGCGCCGAUGUUAAGCAAGGCACAACCAGUCGAAGAGAAGAAACCAAAGAAACACGUAUUUAUACUCGAGCCUUUAAGCGACCAACAAAGCGAAGAAAGGAAAGAUUCACAAGACGAAACUGUUCAUGAUGCGCCGUCACUCGAAAAAAUCAAUAUUUCAAAAAAAUCGGAAGAACUAGAAUCGAUACGAAGAAAUAUCAUGAAAAAACCAAAAACUUCGAAAAAUAUACCACAACAAGUAAAGACUAUCUCACAGGAUGAGACGCAAUUGUAUCAGCUACAGAAAACAAUGACAAGCCAACGUAAUGGACGUGAAGAAAAGUUAAUGCUCGACAAAACACCCUUCCCAAGUUCGUUAUUAUAG
Molecule: messenger RNA, 792 nt
Organism: Necator americanus (New World hookworm)
Lineage: Eukaryota; Metazoa; Nematoda; Chromadorea; Rhabditida; Ancylostomatidae
Exons: 8
Coding region: 1-792 (263 amino acids)
Source: RefSeq, a predicted model, not a curated record